This is a messenger RNA of Arachis stenosperma, 2514 nucleotides long. Its product is annotated as double-strand break repair protein MRE11. The transcript is spliced from 20 exons. Gene Ontology annotation, molecular function: 3'-5'-DNA exonuclease activity; DNA endonuclease activity; manganese ion binding. Gene Ontology annotation, cellular component: nucleus; Mre11 complex. Gene Ontology annotation, biological process: telomere maintenance; double-strand break repair via homologous recombination; mitotic G2 DNA damage checkpoint signaling. Bases 70 to 2175 code for a protein of 701 amino acids. The record is from RefSeq and is a predicted model, not a curated record. NCBI's taxonomy places the organism in Eukaryota, Viridiplantae, Streptophyta, Magnoliopsida, Fabales, Fabaceae.
CCGCUCUGCAACUUCACUGUUUCUCCUUCUAGUCCUCCACCUCCUUCUUGCUGAGCUUCUUCUUCAACAAUGGCGGAGGCAGAGUCGGAGUUAUCGAACACGGUGCGCAUACUUGUGGCGACGGACUGCCAUCUCGGGUACAUGGAGAAGGACGAGAUACGGCGGCACGAUUCCUUCAAAGCCUUCGAGGAGAUUUGUUCAAUCGCCGAACAAAAGCGCGUCGACUUCCUCCUCCUCGCCGGAGACCUCUUCCACGAGAACAAGCCUUCUCGCUCCACGCUCGUCAAGGCCAUCGAGAUCCUCCGCCGCCACUGCCUCAACGACAAUCCCGUCCCCUUCCAAGUCGUCAGCGACCAGACCCUCAACUUCCAGAACUCGUUUGGUCAUGUGAAUUAUGAAGAUCCUCACUUCAACGUUGGUUUGCCUGUAUUCACCAUUCAUGGGAAUCAUGAUGAUCCUGCAGGCGUGGACAACCUUUCUGCAGUUGAUAUUCUCUCAGCAUGUAAUCUAGUCAACUACUUUGGUAAAACAGUUCUUGGGGGUUCUGGUGUUGGUCAGAUCACUCUCCACCCUAUUCUUAUCAAGAAGGGUUCAACAGCUGUAGCUUUAUAUGGUCUGGGCAACAUUAGAGAUGAAAGACUUAAUAGGAUGUUUCAAACACCACAUGCUGUGCAAUGGAUUCGACCUGAAUCUCAGGAAGGAUGCCAAGUCUCUGAUUGGUUCAACAUUCUGGUUCUUCAUCAGAACAGGGUGAAAACAAAUCCAAAAAAUGCAAUAAAUGAGCACUUUUUGCCUCGUUUCCUAGACUUCAUUGUGUGGGGACAUGAACAUGAAUGUUUGGUUGAUCCGCAGGAAGUUCCAGGGAUGGGAUUUCACAUUUCACAACCUGGGUCAUCAGUUGCCACAUCACUUAUUGAUGGAGAAUCUAAGCCAAAGCAUGUACUUCUUCUAGAAAUUAAGGGGAAUCAGUAUCGUCCAACUAAGAUACCUUUGAUGUCUGUGAGGCCUUUUGAGUAUACAGAGGUAAUACUAAAAGAUGAAGCUGAUAUUGAUCCCAAUGAUCAAAAUUCAAUUCUUGAACACUUGGACAAAGUGGUGGUGAAGCUGAUAGAGAAAUCUAGGAAGAAGGCUGUCAACAGGGAUGAACUCAAGCUUCCAUUAAUACGUAUCAAGGUAGAUUACUCUGGAUUUAUGACUAUAAAUCCUCAAAGAUUUGGGCAGAAAUAUGUGGGGAAGGUUGCAAACCCACAAGAUAUUCUUAUAUUCUCAAAGGCUACAAGAAAGGCAAAGGGUGAAGGUAAAAUUGAUGAUUCGGAACGACUUCGUCCAGAAGAAUUAAAUCAACAGAACAUAGAGGCUUUGGUUGCUGAAAAUAAUCUGAAAAUGGAGAUACUUCCUGUCAAUGAUUUGGAUAUUGCACUACACAAUUUUGUGAACAAGGAUGACAAAAAUGCAUUUUACGUGUGUGUACAAAGCAAUAUUAACGAAACAAGAAACAAAAUUGCUAAGGAUUCAAAUACCAUGAAGUUCGAUGAGGAAGAUUUAAUUGUUAAAGUUGGAGAGUGCUUGGAGGAACGUGUCAAACAAAGAUCCACACAAUCUAAGGAACCCACACAGUUCACUUAUGCUGAUCAGUCAAUGGAGGAUUUUCAAGGCAGAAGCACCUCUGGAAUUGGACCUGCAGUUUCCUUUAGUGAUGAUGACGACACCAUGCAAAUAUCCACCUCAAAGCCAAGCACCAGAGGUAGGAAAGGGUCCUCUGGUGCUUCUCAAAAUCCAACAAGAGGGAGGGGCAGAGGCAGAGGCCGAGGUUCUAGCACGAUGAAACAGACAACUCUUGAUGGAGCAUUUCGCUCAUCUCAAAGGUCUGCAUCAGUUGCUGCUGCAACUGCACUCCAAAGUGCAGCUGAUGAUGGGGACAAUUUGGACUCUGCUUCAAGCGACAGUUUGGAAAAUGAAUCCAAUCUACCCGGAAGAAAAAGGGCUGCUCCAAGGGGUAGAGGUAGAGGAUCUACACAGUCAUCUAAACGUGGAAGGAAAUCAGAUAAUUCGAAAAUCCAUAGAAUGCUCAUGAACAAUGAUGAUGAUGAUGAUGACGACGACGAUGAUGCCAGAAAGAGAUUAAAUAAGUCUCAACCUCGGGUGACUAAAAACUAUGGAGCUCUAAGAAGGUGAACACACUGUUAUAUGCGAUUUUGCCGAUUUCCGCAGGCCUUAUACAUAGAUACUGUUGUAAUAUCAUAUGAAUCAUUAGGUGCAUUUCCUUGUACAGAAAAUAUAUGUAUUGACAAGUUUUGUGCACUGAUAAGGUCUCCCUUUGGGUUUAAGGAUAAACUAGUUAAGCAGAGUACAGGGAUAGUUUCUUUCCGUUUGUUUAUUUUUGUCUCUAGAAUUCCUCCUAAGUUUUGGGUUAGAUGUAGUAUUAGCGUAAAAUCUUAUUUAGAGUUACCUUAAUAUCCAGACUCUUGAAUCUUGAUUGUAGAUAUUGUUUCUCGCUGCAGUUUAUUUUCAUUG